This is a messenger RNA of Podarcis raffonei (Aeolian wall lizard), 1198 nucleotides long. RefSeq names its product chromosome 8 C1orf159 homolog (gene C8H1orf159). The transcript has 8 exons. Bases 16 to 753 code for a protein of 245 amino acids. Lineage: Eukaryota; Metazoa; Chordata; Lepidosauria; Squamata; Lacertidae. The record is from RefSeq and is a predicted model, not a curated record.
GAAGCGCGGUGGCUGAUGGGAGGUGUAGUUUCCGUGGAGCAGGAGGCUCCAGCUACGCAGGCGGGCCGUAGGGCCCCAGCGGGACUACAAAUCCCAGAGAGGAGCGGGAGGGAGCGGGGCAGGGCGCCGCCUCAGGGCGGGGGGUACGAAAGGGAGCCGGUUGGAGUCCGCUGUUGCCAACGGCUGUUGGGUCCGCUCGCUCAGGAAUCAGAGUUAGAAUGUUGUAUGGAUGCAAUGGAGACCAAUACCACCUGUCUAGCCGAGAACCAGUGCAGUCCAGGCUGCUACAGGCGGUGGAAUGAAGAUGGCAGCAGCAGCUGCAUCAAAUGUGAUAACGAAACUGUCGCUGCCACGCCAGCGUACAACCUGACUGACUGCCGAAACAAUGGUGGCAGAGGAAUGAAUUCCCAGAUGAAUCUAACUACCGUAACCCCAGUUACUCUGGGUGUAGGGGGCCCAGAAGUAGCUGCUUCUCUUAUCUUUGGGACGUUCGUCAUCAGCCUCUUCCUCAUACUGUGCGUUGCUUCGUUCUUCUACCUCAAACGUGCCAACAAACUUCCAAAUCUCUUCUACAGAAGGAACAAAGGGUCUGUUGUACAGUCUGCUGAAUCAGCAUUCUUAUCUUUUCAGGCAUCAAUGUUAUCUCCACCGUCCUCAGUCCGCAAACCCCGCUACGUCAGAAGAGAGAGGUCACUGAUGACAUCCGGUACCAGCACAACUAUUUCUGCAGAGACCAGAGUCAGCAAUGUGUAGCAGCCAGUCUUUGGAUUGUAAAUACUGGCGUGGGCGGCACGGUGCCCAUGCACCCGGUUGCUAGCAAAAGUGCCAGGAAAACAGCUGAGAAAGUGGCCGGCUGGGAAGGGGGAAAAGAUGCCAGCAGCUUUGCAUCCAAUGGGCUUGUGCCAAUGAAGCAUGGAACGAAGACUCACGAUCAGAGGAGUUCCAGAGAGGGGAGCCAGUUCAGUUAACUGCUCUCAGGCAGGCUGCCAAUUCUGUUUUCUUUCCUGGAUCGUAGCGAAAGACUCUCCGCUCCCCUUUUGGGACACUGCGUGCUCACUGCACGGCCGCUCCAGCUCCACCAUCGUCUCUCUGACUGUCAGGAUUCGGAGGUCUGGUUGGCAGCCUGGCUCCUGCACUGCUGGGCCAUUUCUUUUUGAGGAGGUGAACUGGCUUGCGGUGCCCGCUGCUCAGUGCGAAA